AAAGCAACCGGGCUGUAUUGUUUUACAAGAUUUUAUUAUUAURCGGAUCGGUUUGAUAUAAUUUGACUUUUAACGUUAAAAAGUGGGCGUUACGAAUACUCCGCGGGUCAACAUGGUUCAGUGCUUUGCACCAGAUUGUAGACAUACUUCUGAGAGCCAUACAUGUAGAUUUUUUGGAUUUCCAAGUCAAAAAAAGAAAAAAGAAGAGUACACGAGGUGGAUUAAACUAUUAAGGCGGGCUGAUAAACUUCCUGGAAAUCACUCUCGAGUAUGCAACUGCCAUUUCAGAUACGGAUUGAAAGAAAACGGUUCAGAGAUCUUUCAAAGGAACAAGAGAACUAUGUUUCCACCAGACGACUACUCCGAGAAGAGGAAGGRGGGYGCGGCAAAGAGAAAAGGAAGUAGCGAUGCGAGCAAUAACCCAGUGGAAGAAAUGGUUCAGCAAUAUCGAGAGCAGGAAAGGAAAACCGCAAAUGAAAUGUCAGCGAUAAACAGAAAACCGGUAGCUCAAAUUCUGUUGGAAGCUGAAUUACAGAGCAAGAGUAUAGAGCUUGAAGUGUACAAAGAAAAAGCGUCCUACCACCGCAAUCACUAUAGUGCGUCCACAUUAAGUGAAGAAGUUAUUCGAAUGGUGACUGGAUUACCAACGAGAGAAGUUUUCAAUAUUGUUGUGCUUUAUGCUUUACGAUUCAAGGAUUCAAUUCGUUACUAUUAUGGUUGGGUAGUGAACUUGAUAACCUUUGAAGAUAUUUAUUACUUUGAUGAAAGCUAGACAAAAGACUAGGCUUGAAUGGUACUGACAGGGUAGCUGUUGACACAACUUGCUUAAAAAGUGAGAAUUCCCUUUUAAA
Messenger RNA from Exaiptasia diaphana, 851 nucleotides. RefSeq lists its product as uncharacterized. The record is from RefSeq and is a predicted model, not a curated record. Lineage: Eukaryota; Metazoa; Cnidaria; Anthozoa; Actiniaria; Aiptasiidae. Bases 113 to 772 code for a protein of 219 amino acids. The transcript is spliced from 2 exons.